This is a messenger RNA of Capsicum annuum, 1159 nucleotides long. Its product is annotated as PRA1 family protein G2. Gene Ontology annotation, biological process: vesicle-mediated transport. Lineage: Eukaryota; Viridiplantae; Streptophyta; Magnoliopsida; Solanales; Solanaceae. Bases 1 to 585 code for a protein of 194 amino acids. The transcript has a single exon. The record is from RefSeq and is a predicted model, not a curated record. Gene Ontology annotation, cellular component: endoplasmic reticulum; Golgi apparatus.
AUGCCAUCAUCAACCACCACCUCCUCCGCCGCUGCCACCACCUACACGACCAUCCCUAUCUCCGGCAGUGACGUCAUCAACCGGUCCAUUCAAAAUCUCUACACGUUCCUCUCCAAAACUCGACCGUGGCCGGAAUUUCUCGCCGGAGCUAACGCUGUCGACAUCCCGACAUCCUUAUCCGACGCCGGAAUUCGUAUCCGCCGGAACUUGAACUACUUCUCCGUCAACUAUGCUAUUAUCAUCUCUGCUUUUGCAGCUGGUUCGCUCAUCGGAUCACCGGUUUUAUUGAUUUUCACCUGUUUGAUAUUUGCGUCGUGGUUGAUUCUUUUCUUCUUUCGGGAGGAUCCUAUGGUUGUUUUCGGGCAUCAAGUUAGUGAUCUAAUUGUGAUUGUAGGGCUCCUAACUGUUUCUGCAAUUACGAUUUGGUUUACUGGGAUUUUAAACAACUUGAUGGUUGGUAUAGGGAUUGGUGUUUUGGUUUCUGUUAUUCAUGGAAGUUUGAGGAAUCCGGAAGGGUUGUUUGUUGAUGAAGACGAUGCUGUUACUGCUGGAUUGAUUUCGAAUGCUGAAAGAGGAACUGCUUGAAUUUGGCCUGCUAAUUUAUUCAACUGACUAAACAAACAUUAUUUGAUUGUUAUUUAGUUUUUUUGGUGUUUAUGUUGAUUGUUCAAGGUUGAAUUUUGGCAGGGGAGCUAUGUUCAGAGGAUACAUUUGGAAGAGAUGACAAAAGAUUUGAUUUUUUUUUUCUGUUGGUUGGUUGUUGAUUGUGAGUACCUUGAGCCAAGCGCCUGUCAGAAAUAGCCUCUCUAUCUCUGAGGUAGGGGCAAGGUUUGACGUAUUUUGUAUCAUUCCCGGAUAUUCCCAACUUUGGGGGAGUAUACGGGGUAUGUUGUUGUUGUUGAUUGUGAGUACCUUGAGCCAAGCGCCUGUCGGAAAUAGCCUCUCUAUCUCUGAGGUAGGGGCAAGGUUGAUGUGUUUUCUAUCAUUCCCGAGAGUCCCACGGGGUAUGUUGUUGUUGAUUGUGAGUGAAUUUACCGAGUGUUUUGGUUUGUAUGUAAGGAAGAGAUGCUUACUGUUUCCAAAAGUUUACAGGAAAACCUGUUGCUACUGAUCUUGUGCUGUAUUUGACAGUUGUUUCAAUGAAUUUGUUCAAUUUUAA